ACGAAUACGCCUCUAGCAUUGGGCGAUUUCGAAACGAUGGCGAAGAUCUCCUGCGCCCCUCACUUUUAGUCACUCUGCUUAGCGCCUUGUACCUGCUGAUCUGAUAUGUCCUGAUGAGGAUUAACUACCCUCCCCCCAUGCAUCAUGUUACAUGUACAUUGACUUUCGUAUGUCGUGUAAGCCUAACUCUACGGAAUGGAGUCGGGGGGGGGGAAGGAAACGUCGGAAUGCACCUGCUUAUUUACUCAAGUAGUAGUUUAGUGCAUAGUUACUGUAUAUGGUUGGCUGUUUAUGGCCUUGACCAAUUUCUGAGUGCUAUUUACGUGUGCUGUAUACUGGUUUCGCUCCCCCCCCCCUUUUUUCGUAUGUGGAUGGGUGGAUAUUAUGCGUAUAGGCUGCUGCAGUAUAAUCUGCAUGAGGCAGGUACAGGUUGAAGGGGUUGUGGUUCGUUAAUUGUUGUAAGGUGGAUAGAUCAUGGUAUCCACAUCAAGGGACAAAAAGCACAUGUGGCAUUCCAGGAACCGUGGACUUGGAAAUGCA
Aspergillus neoniger CBS 115656 is the source of this 540-nucleotide messenger RNA. RefSeq lists its product as uncharacterized. Bases 114 to 434 code for a protein of 106 amino acids. The transcript has a single exon. The record is from RefSeq and is a predicted model, not a curated record. Lineage: Eukaryota; Fungi; Ascomycota; Eurotiomycetes; Eurotiales; Aspergillaceae.